Prunus armeniaca (apricot) is the source of this 189-nucleotide messenger RNA. The record is from the annotation of a GenBank genome assembly. NCBI's taxonomy places the organism in Eukaryota, Viridiplantae, Streptophyta, Magnoliopsida, Rosales, Rosaceae.
AUGGAAACUUGCCCUUGGGCUUGCCCGGGCUGGUGGGACCCAGGGCUUGCCCGGGCUGGAAGUGGAGCGCUGGAGCUGUUUUGGGCUAUCUGGGGGGGCCUAUUGCCCGAUUCUGUGCCUGCGGUGGAGGUGCUCUUAGAGGCCCACUCAAGUGAGUCAUGUUUCAAUAUAAUUCUUCAAGCUCUUUAG